AUGGCUGAGAGUUUGCCUCCCAAGAGGGACAGCACCUCCAAGAGGGAUGAUGACGCCCCCGUCCUCAAGUCCGUCUCGAAUCAGCAAGCCCCCAUCAACGCCUCGGGACACGUCCAAGAGCUUCAGCAAAACUUCAACCUCCUGUCCCUAGCCGGCGUCGGACUCGUCGUCGGAAACGUCUGGCCUGCUAUCGGCGGCUCCAUCCUCGUUGCCAUCUUCAACGGCGGACCUCCCGGCGUCCUCUACGAGUUCAUCGUCGUUUCCGUGUUUUACUGGACUGUUGCCGCUAGCAUCGCCGAGCUUGCCAGCGCUAUCCCUUCGUCUGCUGGAGUUUAUCACUGGGCAUCUGUGACUCCUGGUCCGCGAUGGGGUAGGAUGAUAGGUUUCUUUGCUGGGUGGUGGAACUAUCUCGCCUGGGUUCUCGGAUGCGCCAGCAUGUCUUCGAUUCUUUCAAACACCCUCGUCCAGAUGUACGCCCUCAACCAUGCCGAUUUCAUCGCCGAGUCGUGGCACGUCUUUGUCACAUAUAUCAUCACCACGUGGAUCGCCUGCGCUUGCGUCUGCUUGGCCAACAGUGCCAUGCCCAACUUGAACAAGUUUGGAGUGUUUAUCAUCCUGGCUGGUUUCAUCAUCACUAUCAUUGUUGUUACAGUCAUGCCCGGUCGAGGUGGACGACCUCCGCAUGCGUCUUCGGCGUUUGUGUGGAAAGAUUGGGUUGCUGAUAUUGGAUAUCCGAAUGGCUUCGUUUUCGUUGCCGGCAUGCUCAACGGAGCUUUCAGUGUUGGACCCGUGGACGCAGUUACACAUUUGGCCGAGGAAAUUCCAGACCCUCAGCGCAACGUCCCUAUCGCUCUUCUCCUCCAGGUCGCAACUGGUUUCGUCACUGGACUCUGCUAUCUCAUCGCCAUCAUGUACGCCAUCAACGACUACGACGCCCUUUUCGAAUCGGCUUACCCUAUCGCUGAGAUCUAUCACCAAGCCACUGGUUCAGCUGCAGGUGCAACUGGCCUGUUGUCAUUGGUCAUGAUCUGCAUCUCUCUUACAGUUGUCGGUCUGUACAUUACCUGCGGCCGAACGCUCUGGGCUCUGGCUCGAGAUGGAGCCACUCCCUUCCCUGGAGUUCUCGGCCAUGUUCACGAGAAGCUCGAUAUGCCUCUGUGGUCGACUCUCGCAACGGGUGCCUUGGUGACAGUGCUAGGUGCCAUCUACGUCGGAAGCACAACGGCGUUUAACGCCUUUGUCGGUAGCUUCAUCCUCCUCUCGAGCAGCUCAUUCUUGGCGUGCAUCCUACCAAACCUCUUGACUGGACGCAAAAACAUUACAUACGGACCAUUCAAGAUGCGCGGGCUUGUGGGCUUUGUCAUCAACAGCGUUGCAUGCGCCUACAUGCUCAUUUGGGGCGUCAUCUACUGCUUCCCUUAUGCGCUGCCUACAGACGCACAGAGCAUGAAUUACACAUGCGUGAUCUGGGGUGGUCUGACGUUCCUCGUCGGCGCCUGGUGGUUUGGAAGCGCGCGGAAGGGAUACCAGGGGCCCACGGCUACAGGUGCUGUGGUGCCUGGAAUGGCGGUUGAUCCAGCUUGA
Molecule: messenger RNA, 1584 nt
Organism: Fusarium falciforme
Lineage: Eukaryota; Fungi; Ascomycota; Sordariomycetes; Hypocreales; Nectriaceae
Exons: 1
Coding region: 1-1584 (527 amino acids)
Biological process (GO): amino acid transport; transmembrane transport
Cellular component (GO): membrane
Molecular function (GO): transmembrane transporter activity
Source: RefSeq, a predicted model, not a curated record